CCCUGAUAUGGCUGCUGACCUGCAGAGCGCUCGCGAGCGGGCGACUCGCACCAUCGAGGAUUGACCGAGGACGCUCAAUCCUGAAGGGGGAUAGUUGUAGUGCCAAGUCUGGGGCUUACAACGUGGGACGUCUGAGUCCGUGGCACUCCUGGAGAUGGAGUCCGCGCCGCGCUGGCGACCGCCCAGGCCAUUGCCAGGAGUUGGUGUCAAUGGUGCAGCACCGGAGAGUGGCACGUUUUCGUGCGGCCAUGCUGGGUGCUGGGUCCCGCCACCGGCCCUGGCGCUGCUUGCUGGUCUGGCGCUUGGCUGCGUGGUCGCGCGGUUCCCUCUCUGCGCGGCUGCCGGUGGGAGGCCCCUCGCCGGCGCUGCGUGGACUUCCAAAGACGGCCGCGCCGGGGCUCCGGAGGGCCUCGGAGGUGUCGACUGCUGCCAGCGCUCCAGUAGAGAGGUCGGCCAGGUUCAAGCCAAGGUCUAUUGUCAGGGGGCUGAUCCAGUCAGCUCGCAGCGGGAGGUCGCUCCCCGCCUGCGCCGCUUGGAGGUGGAGGAGGCGGCGCGUAAUUACGCCUAGCCUGCCGUUAUCGUUCAGCGAAAUCAUGAGCAGUCUGGAGGCGCGUUGUACAUACUCUUCGCGGAGCGAGCCUAUUCCUAGGCCCCCCAUCUCGGCAGGCAGAAGGAUGGCGCGGGUGGCGCAGUCGCGUGGUAGGCCGACGCACCGACGGGUGAUACCCGCGAUUUGGGCGUCCAGUGCCCGGAUAUCGUGUUGCGUGUAUGCCAUGGCUGGGAGGGAGUAAGCCACUUUUGCUUUGAGGCAUUGUUUGAUGAGCAUGUAGCACUGGCGAGGGAGUUUUUUGUACUUGCUCAGCUCUUCGCCGGCGUCAGUUAGGUCGGUUUUAACCGCCUUAAGUUGAGGGCGCCAGUCCAUCGUCAUGGUGAUUUCAACGCCGAGAUAGCGGUAUGAUUUAUGUGGGGACACGUACGGCAAGGCUAUCUUGGUGAGUUUUCCAUCCUUGACGUUAGAGCCAAUGUGGAUUUGGCCAUCCAGGAAGCGUUUGAGGGUGCGUUCGCAGGCGGGGCCUUUCAUGCUUUUGUCUGAACUGUUGGCACUUGCGAAGCUGUGGAGGAUGCCUGUGCAGGCGCUCUUGUCGCGGUUGAUGCGCAUACCUCCCCAGGCGGCGUAUCGCGCAAUCUUGUCAGUUUGGCACCGGAGGUUAUCACGGGAGUUGGCUGCUAGCGCCAGGUCAUCCGCGUAGCCUAGUGAUGAACAGUUGUGUUGGUCAUUCUCACUGUUUGUGAGGCAGCCGUAUCGGUAGCCGCGGCCGCCGUAGUGGAGCCACCUCAGGAGUGGCUCGAGAAAGAUGAUAAAUAACAGUGGUGAGAGGGUAUCUCCUUGCAUGGUGCCGCGCCUUAUCUGGACGGGGGAUGUGCGGCCGUGGGCUGUGCGGAUGGUGGUGUUUGCGGUAGAGUACAGAUUGCGCACGACUUCUAUGAAGUCGGUUGGGAGGCCGAGGUGGUGCAUUACAGUGAGCAAGCGGUCGUGGUCUAUGGUGCCGAAGGCGUUUGAGAAGUCGAUGUACGCGACGUAUAGGUCGCGCUUUGUGAGGGCUGCGUCCUCAAUCACAUGCAGUAGGUUCAUGAUUUGGCGCUCCGUUCCUUUGUACUUUUGAAAGCCUUCUUGGGCUUCGCUGUGGACGAGGAGCUCAGUGCAUGCUUCGGUGGCUGCCCGAGUGACUAAACUGGUGUAGAGCUUGUAGAGCGUGUUGCACAGUGCAAUGGGUCUGUAAUUGGAGAUGGACAGCGGGUCUGCCUUCUUGUACAAGAGAAUGGUGUCGCUGGUGGACCAGCCGUCUGGUAGUUCGGCUUUAAUCCAUGCGACACAUAGGAGAGUAUGGACGGCGGCUUGUAACGCAUCUGGCAUGCAUUUGAGUAGCUCGUUUGGGAGGCCGUCAGGGCCAGGACUCUUGUUGCGGGAGAGGGAUUGCAUGCACCGUUGGAAGUUGCUCGCGUCAGAGACGUUAGGCAGCAGGGAAUGGGUGUCCGGGUGUUGUGCGCGGGCCAGCAGGAAGCCGCCGUCGGGUGCUCCUGGUUCGUUCCAGGGGAAGGUGGUGGUGGUGUCUUCUGGUCGGUAGCGUCCAGUGCGUGGGCCACCAGUGGGUUCAGCGGCAGCUUGGAAAUGAGUGUGUAGCGCAUCGUUGAUGUCGGUGCUGGUGGUGGCGAUGUGUUGGGUAGUAGGGUGGCGUACAGCUGUCAGUUGUUCGAGCAUUAUUUUGGAGGCUUUGCCUUGAGAGGUUGCGAAUAGCUUUCUAAUCCGUGUUAACCAUUUGCUGGCGGCCUUGGCAUUGGCUUCUUUCUGAGUAGUGCGGCGUGUCUUGAGGGCAGUUUCCCAGUCCCGUUUGGCGGCGGCCGCGGGUGUGGGGUUCGUAGGGGCCACGGGUGGUACGGGUGCUGGCGCUGUGGGGGGCGGAGUGGGAGGCUCCUGUGGUUGCGCUGGGGAGGCGUGCACGAGAGCUAGGUAGAGUUGCUUUUUCUGUUUUUCGGUGGCUAGCAGCCGCUUUAGCUUCUUGGCCUCCGCCCGGGACGGUUUUGCUCUGGAGGUUCGGGGCGGUUUUUGGGGACACGUGUCGAGCAUGAUUUUGGCUCCGACGGCUAGUGCUCCAUAAAGGGCGGUGGAUGCGGCGUUGAGGUCAAGCGUGGAGAGUUGUGCGCGUGCGUCGGUGACAAUGUUGUGGGCGGUGCGUGUAUUUGCUACGUGAUGUGUGUUGGAUGAAAGUGCGGUUACUGUGGAGUCGAUGAUUUGUCGUGCGCUGCGACCGGGUAUGGUGAGCGCGGCAUACAGGGUUUCAAGGGCAGUGGUUCCGUCUGCUUCCCAUCGCUGUGUGAUGGUGCGACUCUGGGUUUGAGUGAUAGGCUUGACGAUGUUUGCUAGUGUAGGGCCGGUGCUUGUGUCUGCGCUCGGGAUAUCUGGUUCCGCGGGUGCAGUGGUGGUUCCCGUGGGUUUGUAGGGAAGGUUAGCCUUUAAGUGUAGGCCCAGGUGAUCGGUGGUGCCCCCGCAUGCUGAGGUCCAUUCCGUAGCCGCAGGGCAGCCCUGGGCGUGGUUGUUUGCUAGGAAGUCGUCGAUGCGGCUUUGAUGUGUAAUUGUGUCGUGUUGUAUCUGCGUGUACGUAUGUGGCCUAGGGCGUGUGCGCGCGGCGGGUGAUAAGCCCGUCUGCUUCAGGAAGUUUUGAUGUGUUGUGUCGUUGGUAGUACUGGUGUUGGUGCUUCUGUCCGUGUCGUAAGCAGCAGCGUUCCAGUCCCCGCCGGCUAGGAGGGGUUCUUUCAGACGGGCUGCACUUCGUGAGGCUCGAGUGAUGUAGGUGUACAAUGCUUCGCGGGUGCGCUUGUCAUCGGGUGGGCAGUAGACUCCGAUGAUGUGGAUAGGCGUCGAAGAGGAAGGGGCCAUGCGCAGGUGGACCAUGUAGCCCUGGAGUGUUGCCGGCGUGGGGAGGCAGGUGAUAUGUUCUUUGCGGGCGUAUCUGGUGU
This is a messenger RNA of Chlamydomonas reinhardtii, 3516 nucleotides long. RefSeq lists its product as uncharacterized. The transcript is spliced from 8 exons. NCBI's taxonomy places the organism in Eukaryota, Viridiplantae, Chlorophyta, Chlorophyceae, Chlamydomonadales, Chlamydomonadaceae. The coding region runs from base 155 to 568 and encodes 137 amino acids. The record is from RefSeq and is a predicted model, not a curated record.